This is a messenger RNA of Brassica napus (rape), 3388 nucleotides long. RefSeq lists its product as uncharacterized. Lineage: Eukaryota; Viridiplantae; Streptophyta; Magnoliopsida; Brassicales; Brassicaceae. The transcript has 2 exons. The coding region runs from base 498 to 1793 and encodes 431 amino acids. The record is from RefSeq and is a predicted model, not a curated record.
UUACUCAGAUAACAAGUCUAAAACAAGAAAAACUAGUUAAAUAUAAUAGUGGGACAUUUACAGCAACUCAACAAAAUUACCCAAUCCAUGAACUAGAGACAUUAGCAGCUAUAAAAGCUUUUAAAAAAUGGCAAAUAGAUUUAAGACCAAUAACCUUUUACCUAAGAACUGAUUCAAAAUAUUUAAUAGGAUUUCAGAAGUAUAAUAUAAAAGCAAACUAUAAUCAGGGAAGGCUUAUUCGAUGGCAAAUGCAAUUAUCUCAAUAUUCAUAUAUACCAGUCUACAUAAAAGGAGAACUCAAUUCUAUAGCAGAUUCUCUUACACGAGAAUAUCGAAAUCAACAGUCGAAAGACUGAUUCAAUUUAUUAAAAUAUUUUAAUAAAUAACUCAUGAUCUUGAGUAUAAAAGAUCAACCAUCGAUAAUUGGUAAAGAUUAUCAACAAAACAAACAGUCUUCGGACAAUAAUUAGCCACUUUGGCAAUAUUUGACAGGAACCAUGGACUCAGUGAUAAAGAUGAUGGAAAAUACUAUCAAACAGAAAAAAGAAAACCUCCAAAAACUCCAAGACGAAAUUACCCAACUUGAAGCAACUGUCCAAACACUAAAAAAUCAAACCCAAAACAGUGAAACAAUAAUAUUACCAGAAAGUCCGCCUACAAGCCCAGCUACUAAAAAACCACAUAAAUAUUAUGUUAUCUUCAACGGCCCAAUGCGUGGAAUAUACGAUGAAUGGCAUAAGGCCGCACAAUUUAUCACAGGGAGAAAUAUCACUCAUAAAAGCUAUGGCAACCUUGAAGACGCAAAACAGGCACUUGACGACUCGGCUCAGAAACAAAAAGGAAUAGCCACUUCCUUCAAGGAUCAACUUCUUCUUGGAGGGGGAGGAGGACGAACUCAGCUACAACCCGUAACCAGACUCACCCCUAUCGGAAAAAUUCCUACCAUUGCCAAAAUAGACACUACCCAAGCCAUCCUUGAACAAAUAAAACUAACCAAGGAAAAAUUUCUCGAAUACUUCGAAGAAAUAAAUACCUACCCAGAAAAAACCAUCUACAAACAUAUAUACCCAAAAAACCAUCAAGGCCUUGGCCCAAAAGCAGUGGUACUUCCCGAAGCAGACCCAAUACUUACAAAAAACCUCCAUGAAUAUGGACUUAUAGAAACCCUUUAUAUACGAAAACCCGAUUACCAACUAAAACACUUCCCGAUCGGAUUAAAAACAGCUAUUUCAAGGUAUUUUUCAGGAUAUGCUAAAGGAAAGGAAGUAUUUCUUCAGUAUUAUAGCAACCACCCAGAACUCAACCAAACAGGAUUAAGCUGCCCAGCAAUCAAAUUAAUAAUAAUGGGGAUUAGUAACGAGCAAUAUCCAACCAAAGAUGGUGCAGCAAACAUUCACUACGAUGAAGACGACCUGGUUCGAGUCGAUGUUGAAUUAACCAUAGGAAUACUCAGAAAACUUGUCUACAUGAACGACUUCUUCCGACUCAACUACAAAUCCGACUCAACACUUUUACUCACCAAAUCAACCAAAGAAUUCGACAUCCAAGAAAUUAUAGGCCCGAUAGUCUACAAAAUAUGGGACAAUGGGAUCAUCAAAAGUCUGCAAUAUCAUCAAACAAUGUGUAGACUACUCAUUCAAAGUCAGCUACAUGACAAGAUCAACGAAAAACACAAAUGCUCGAUCUGUACAGACAAAUCCGAAGAAGCCCAAGAAGAAAAGGCCCAAGAAGACUCUAGUGAUGACCCAAUAAUAGAAGACGAAGCAACACCGACAAAGGCAAUAAACAUGUGAGGAAAAUAGGUCGGCAACCACUCGUAACCACUUAGAAAAAUCAAUAAUGUAAUCUUAUCUUUUUCUUUUUAUUGGCCGAGAUAAGAUUUCGAUCUUAUCUUCUUAUCUUUAGUAAUGUCUCCGUUGUAAUAUAAAAAGAUGCAUAAGGCAUCAAUGAAGAAUAAGACUUAAGCGAGUUUGUAUAAUUUGGUUAUCUAACCCUUCUGUUGAGACUUCGUCUCUGAAUAGCAGAAAAAACAAAUACAAAACUCGAAAAUAAUUUGGAAAAAACAAAUACAAAACUCGAAAAUAAUUUGGUAUCAGAGCCUCCAUCACAAAAAUAUUCAAAAACUAGAAGUAUCAAUCCAAGAAGAAGCAACAAAUCGAAGAGAAUCAACUACCUUUGAAGAAGUUCAUUCAGUUACCACCCUGCGAGAAAAUAAUUUGGUAUCAGAGCUGUAAUAUUAUUAAGUUGCGCUUCAAACUUGACAUUCACAAAUUUCUUUCCUAGUGAAUAUAUUUACUUAGCAUUGGAGAUUAUGAUACCUUUUCUUUUCUUUUUUGCAAAAGUUACUUAAAAAGUCACAUAUUAGUAUUUUUUUUUUUUUUUGAUCAAAGUCACAUAUUAGUAUAUUACUCACUUUUGUUUAAUUAUCAAAACUAAAUCGAGGGACAAGUGAGAGUUGUUUAACUGAGCUUUUAUCUUGAAAAGAAAUUUGUGAAUGUCAAGUUUGAAGCGCAACUUAAUAAUAUUACAGCUAUUUAGAAUGUUAUCUAAGCAAAGUGAUUUGGGUUCUGCUCAUUCGCUAAAAAAAAAAAAACACCAAAAAGCUACAUAACAUAGAGAUAGAGUGGUCACUUCAGUUGAACCUUUGGCGUUGAACGUGAGGGGGCUAAAUCUAUUUCUGACAUCAAAUAGCAAAGUACAAAUGAGAUAUUCGGGCCGACAAGUCUUCUAAAGAUGAACGGUCAAGAUUAGACACGCGUAAGACCAGAUCAUGCGAUUUUUGCUUCGAUUAACUUUCUUCCCCGGCGAAAUUACGCUCUCUCACCGGGGAUCGAGUUUCCGACUAACAGUUGGGGUAACUAAACCUUCUGGUUUCUCCAAUUUUCAGCCAGUCCCGAAGUCAAAUUAUCUUUCAGUUUCUUUGGAAAAAAAAAAACAGACUUUGCUAUAAAUUCGUUUUAAAGGUUUGGUUUUUUUCGAAAGGAGAAGAUAGAAACUCGCACUUGCUCGAAACAUCGCAACGUUGAGUUGAGAUGAUAAAAAAAAAAUGUCAUAUGAAAGCAAUGGAGGGUCAUCCUUAUGGGAACAAUGAGGACUCUCUUGGGAUCACAUUUGGUGAUAUUAGUGAUGAACAAGGUGUUGGCUCUAGUUCUCAUGUGGUCGGGAACUAUCAGUCUUAUGUUGAAGACCCAAUUCGAACAUCUGAUAUGGUGUAUAGCCAAGAAACCGCACAGAGCACUGAAGAGCAAGUGGCUAGGCCAAGUUCGGAAUCUCUUCCAAAGAACAGAGCAUUUUCUAAUGUCAUGUUUUUUGUUUUGGCCUCGGGAACUUCAGCGUAUCUAUGGCAAAGAAGAGCGUUCCUUUUGAAUUGAAUGGUACAAUUUAGCCA